Messenger RNA from Apaloderma vittatum (bar-tailed trogon), 453 nucleotides. It is a transcript of the gene TPPP3, whose product is annotated as tubulin polymerization-promoting protein family member 3. The record is from RefSeq and is a predicted model, not a curated record. Gene Ontology annotation, biological process: positive regulation of protein polymerization; microtubule polymerization; microtubule bundle formation. The annotation marks the transcript as partial. The transcript is spliced from 3 exons. Gene Ontology annotation, cellular component: microtubule. Gene Ontology annotation, molecular function: tubulin binding. Lineage: Eukaryota; Metazoa; Chordata; Aves; Trogoniformes; Trogonidae.
AUGGCAUCCCUGGAGGAGAGUUUCCGCAAAUUCGCCAUCUACGGCGACACCAAAGCCACAGGGCAGGAGAUGAACGGGAAGAACUGGGCCAAGCUCUGCAAGGACUGCAAAGUCACCGACGGCAAAAGCGUCACCGGCACCGACGUCGACAUCGUUUUCUCCAAGGUGAAGGGGAAGACAGCCCGUGUCAUCAACUACGAGGAGUUCAAGAAGGCGCUGGAGGAGCUGGCCCCCAAGAGGUUUAAGGAUAAGAGCAAAGAGGAGGCAUAUGAAGCCAUCUGCCAGCUGGUGGCAGGGAAGGAGCCCAUUAAUGUGGGCGUCACGAAAGCCAAGACGGUGGGGGCCGUGGAGAGGCUGACAGACACCUCCAAGUACACGGGCUCGCACAAGGAGCGCUUCGACGAGAGCGGCAAGGGCAAGGGCAAGAGCGGGCGGGAGAACAUCGUGGACACC